AUGCAGUUCCACAAUUUUACCUCUGAGCGCCGCUAUUUGACCAAUAAGAAGAAUAAUACCAAACAAGAUCCACUUGGAUUUUCAUGUAUCACAGAUCUUCAAACACAGACACAGCCAUUUUCUGGAUAUCCUCUUCAACAAAGCAUCAUCAUUGUUGCUUACAUAUUCAGGAUUUUAUAUACAUUAUUGAAACAAAACUUUUACAAAUUUUGGAUACUGCAAAAGCUAAAAGAAAUGACUCUUUAUUCACAGACAAACCAUGGACUCAAAUGGCAAGUAACCAUUUUCAUAUUAUUUUCUUGGCUGCAUCAAUCAGGUUUUGGUCAGAUUCACUAUUCUAUUACAGAGGAAAUGAGGAAAGACUCUGUUAUAGCAAAUAUUACAGAUGACCUUGGAUUUGAUAUUAAGCAGCUCUCAUCUAGAAAACUAAGAAUUGUAUCCAGAGCUUCAGAGAAAUAUUUUUUUAUCAGUCUUGAUAAUGGAAGUCUAUGUAUUAAAGAAAGGAUAGACAGAGAAACAUUGUGUGGGGCAGAAUACUCCUGCUACCUUACCUUUGAUAUUGUGAUUGAAAAUCCAUUUCACAUAUUUAAAAUCAAAGUAGAAAUUCUGGAUAUUAAUGACAAUUCUCCUACAUUUUUCCAUGAGACCUUCUCUGUUGAGAUUAUAGAGUCAGCUUUACCAGGAACAAGAUUUGCUCUGCAAAGUGCAGAAGAUCCAGAUACUGGUAUGAAUUCAGUGCAGACAUAUAAACUAAGUGAUAACCAGUAUUUUAUACUAAGUGAAAAGGUUAGACCAGAUGGCAGUAAAUUUCCAGAACUUGUGUUAGACAAACCCUUGGAUAGAGAGGCAGAACAUAUACACAUAUUAACUUUAAUAGCUAUUGAUGGAGGGGACCCUAUGAGAUCUGGAACUGCUUUAAUAAGCAUCAUUGUUACUGAUGCUAAUGAUAAUUUCCCAAUAUUUGGCAAAGAGAUUUACAGGGUCAGUAUACAAGAAGACAUACCUAUGAACACUAUUAUAGUAAAUGUUAAUGCCACAGAUAAAGAUGAAGGCAUAAAUGCUCAGAUUACAUAUUCCUUUAGUAAAACUUCAGAUAACAUACAUCAUACUGGCAUGUUUAUUAUUAACUCUAUAAAUGGAGAUAUUAAAACAAAUAGAAAUGUAGAUUUUGAGGUGACAAGGAAUUAUGAACUCUCUGUGCAAGCAAAAGAUGGAGGUGGUUUAAUUUCCCACUGCAAAAUAUUGAUAGAAGUUAUAGACAUGAAUGACAAUGUCCCACAGAUAGUAAUUAGCUCCCUAUUAUCUCCAAUCCAGGAGGACGCCAAGCCAGGUACAAUGAUAGCUUUGAUAGAAGUGCAUGACCAAGAUACUGGAUUCAACGGAGAAACUGACUGUGAAAUUGUUGAAAUUGUACCUUUUAACUUGCAAUUGUCAUCUGACAAUUAUUAUACAUUAUCCACAAGCAUGACUCUAGACAGAGAACAACAAGCCUAUUAUAAUAUCACAAUUGAGGCUACCGACAGAGGAUCUCCCCCUUUAUCCAAUAGAAGGACCAUAGGAUUGGAGAUUGCAGAUGUAAAUGAUAAUCCGCCAGUGUUUAUCACAUCUAAAUAUAGUGCAUACAUUCCCGAGAACAAUUUACCAAGAGCUUCUAUAUUUAGUAUAAAAGCUAUAGAUCCAGAUAUAGGACACAAUGCUAAAAUUAUUUAUACAAUUUCAACCAAAGAUACAGAAAACCUAUCUAUGUCAUCUUUUUUUUCCAUGAACAUAGAGACAGGAGUUCUUUAUGCCCAAAGGUCAUUCGAUUAUGAACAGAACAAGAGUUUUGAAAUACAAGUAAAUGCAAAAGACAAUGGAUCCCCACCUCUGGACAGUAAUGCGACAUUGGUUAUUAACAUAGUUGAUCAGAAUGAUAAUAGCCCAAACAUUUUGUAUCCAUCUACAGAAAAUGGAUGGCCAGGUGGGUAUGAAAUGGUUUCUAUCAUGGCUGAACCAAGAUCUUUAAUAACAAAGGUGGUAGCAGUGGAUCCAGACUCCGGCCACAACUCCUGGCUCUCCUAUCAUUUCAUACAUGUGACAGAGCCAUCAUAUUUUAUUAUUGGUGAGCACACAGGAGAAAUAAGAACAACUCGGGCAUUUCAAGAAAAGGACACACUGAAGCAAAAGGUUGUGGUGAUGGUGAAAGACAAUGGAGAACCAUCUCUCUCAGCUACUGUAACCAUAAAUGUUUUUUUGACAAAUAAUAUUCAAGUGGCUCCAAAACUCACUAACCAAAUUGAAAAUGAAGACACACAAUCAAAUUUACACUUAUAUCUAGUAAUAGCGCUUGCUCUGAUUUCCUUGUUAUUUAUUUUCACUGUCAUGAUUGUUAUAAUAUCAAAAUGUAAAGAAUCUAAAUCUUUAGAAACAACAUUUGGAGCAGUAAGUACAAACUUAUAUCCUCAAAUUGACUCCAGAAUGCUCUCCUUGUACAGUGAUGGAAGUUUACCCUUUCCCUACUCAUACAAUGUUUGUGUGGCUUUGGAUUCAACUGAAAAUGACUUUGCUUUUGUUAAGCCACAGCAAAAUGUUCCUGUGGAUAACCUUCUUGAUGCUAAUGAUUCAGGACUUGGGGAUGAAAGUUUAAAAGAAGCAUCACCAACUACUGAACAGAAAAGUCACAAAGUGCCCUUUUGUGCAAAAAUGGACAGCUGGUGGCUGGGACAAGAAGAAAUUAGAAAAGAUUCUGUUAUAGCAAAUAUUGCAGAUGACCUUGGAUUAGAUAUUAAGCAGCUCUCAUCUAGAAAACUAAGAAUUGUAUCAAGAGCUUCAGAUAGAUAUUUUAAUGUCAGUCUAGAUACUGGAAAUCUAUAUAUUAAGGAAAGGAUAGACAGAGAGACAUUGUUUGGGGCAGAAGCUUCUUGUUUCUUCACAUUUGAUGCUGUGGUUGAAAUCAUUUAA
Messenger RNA from Bufo gargarizans (Asiatic toad), 2940 nucleotides. RefSeq names its product protocadherin gamma-B1-like. The transcript is spliced from 3 exons. Gene Ontology annotation, cellular component: plasma membrane. Lineage: Eukaryota; Metazoa; Chordata; Amphibia; Anura; Bufonidae. Gene Ontology annotation, molecular function: calcium ion binding. The record is from RefSeq and is a predicted model, not a curated record. Gene Ontology annotation, biological process: homophilic cell-cell adhesion. Bases 1 to 2940 code for a protein of 979 amino acids.